This is a messenger RNA of Hyposmocoma kahamanoa, 846 nucleotides long. Its product is annotated as segmentation protein even-skipped-like. The record is from RefSeq and is a predicted model, not a curated record. Gene Ontology annotation, molecular function: RNA polymerase II cis-regulatory region sequence-specific DNA binding; DNA-binding transcription factor activity, RNA polymerase II-specific. The coding region runs from base 1 to 846 and encodes 281 amino acids. NCBI's taxonomy places the organism in Eukaryota, Metazoa, Arthropoda, Insecta, Lepidoptera, Cosmopterigidae. Gene Ontology annotation, biological process: regulation of transcription by RNA polymerase II. Gene Ontology annotation, cellular component: nucleus. The transcript has 4 exons.
AUGGAGUCGGAAAUUGGGAAAUUGCAAAAUUUGCAAACCAAAAUACCGCCGAAGAAUUUCUCAAUCGAAUCGAUAGUCGGUAUCGAUAGACGAUCGCCGGAGAUCGACAUUGAAAACAAUAUAUCUCAAGAUUAUACAAAUUCUGAAGAUGACGAUGUGAAAAGAGAUCGAUUUUUCUAUCAGAAUCGUGUAAAUUUCCCAUUUUUUAUGUCGUAUGACAAGAGAGGAUAUCAAGAGGGACAGAAUCAGGAGGAUUUGAAGAGGGCCAGUCCGGGGAGUAUCAGAAGUGAGAUUGACAGCGACGGCGCGGACGAUCGCCCACACGAGUCUCUAAGUCCACAAUCGGAGCAGAUUUCAAACACAAGCGCAGCACCAGAUCCGAAUAUAAGGAGAUAUAGAACAGCGUUCACAAGAGAACAACUAGCGAGAUUGGAGAAGGAAUUCAUGAAGGAGAACUACGUGUCGCGACCUAGGCGGUGCGAAUUAGCAGCCCAGUUGCAGCUACCAGAAUCCACUAUUAAGGUAUGGUUCCAAAAUCGUCGAAUGAAAGACAAACGUCAACGCAUUGCCGUCGCCUGGCCCUACGCGGCUGUCUACAGCGACCCGGCGUUCGCAGCUUCUAUCCUCCAGGCUGCAGCAUCAUCAGUAGGUUUACCCUAUGGCUACCCAUCCCCGGGGCUACCUUUACCUUUCCACAACCCACAGCUCCUACCCACAGGGUACCCGUACCCAUACCCGCCUUACCCAAGAUACCCGUACAUCCCCCCCACACCUCCAUCCCCUGUCAACGCGGAAACAAGCCUGAGGCCCGCUUAUUCGAAUUUCAAUAUCAAUGUAGAGAAAUAA